UCUACCCAGGUCUUUGUCUCUGGACGCUGGAAAUUCUCCUCCAUCAGUUCGAGCGUCAGUCAUCCCUGCCAUAUCGCGAAGUCAAGGAGUUGACAGUCUCGCAGUUGGCAGUCCAGUCGGUAAUUACUUUAAAAAAUCUGUGUAAAGUGCUCCCAAAAACGAUAACCCAAAAAUUCCGCGUAAAUCCGGGGUAAAAGCCAGAGAGAAGUUGAAAAAAAAAAGAGAUCCACAAAAGCCAUUGAAAAAAAAACGCCAGAAAAAUGGCGGAAGGUGAUGCAAAAGUGAACAUGUCUCUCGAUGACAUCAUAAAGCUGGACAGGAAAGAUAAAAAGAAAAAAACAAUGGUGAACGGUAAGAGUGGAGGGAGAAAGAAUCGUCAGGGUAAUGUCCAGCGUGGCCAGCGGGGAAAGGGUAAUAAUUUACGUGGACGUGGGCCUGCCAAUAAGAACAAGAAAAAUGUGAAUAAUUCACCAAAGAAGAGCCAGGCUUGGCGUCUACAGCGUCAACAGAGCAAUGGUGGCUUUGUGGCACAACGUUAUAAGCAGAAUGGCACCAAGAGAGUCCAGAGUAAGCAGAAUAUCAAGAUCAAUGAGAGGAAGAACCAGAAUAACAGGCAGGGAUUCCCUGGGAGGCGAGCUGGUGCUGUUCGUGGGGUGGCUAAGCCGGGCCUCACGCGCUCCAGGAGUCGAAAUAAUCUUGCAACUGCUAAAAGAUUUACUGGACAGCCUAAGGGAGUCAAACGGGUCAGCAGCUUGCCCAACCUCAGGGAUCCCAAUUCUGUUUACAAUCGCCUUGGAUAUCAGAGUCCAGCACAGGUUGCAUACAGAAAUCGUGUCAAGAGGGCUAAACAAUUGCUUCUUCAACGCCAGAGUCAGAGACUUGUGCCCAAUGAUCGUUUGGUACCGCGUGCAGCCAAACCCUUGACAAAUCUGCAACAGCGAGCGCUAGAGAGACGCCAGCAAAUCCUGAACUCCCAGAGGAGCUUCAACGCCGGUGGCUUGCGUUCAGACCAGAUCCUCCGAGCCCAGAGGCGACAACAAUACAACCAAAAACUCUUGAGGAUGAACGCUGCUAGAGUCAACCCACACCCCAACGUGAACUUCAUGUGUACAUUGGGAGAUGAAUACAGCCCCAGGCCACGCUCUCGUUCGAUGAGUCAAGGUGGAAGUAUGAGUCGACGUCAAUUGCCACGAGGACGUUCCCCAUUCCGACAGAAUCCAACAAAUUUCACUCAGCAGCUGGCAAGGGGGCCCCUCUUUGGAGGUCCUCGCACACGCUCCAGAUCUCGUUCACGAUCACGAUCACGCACCCGAACAGUUCCACUGAUCCAUUCAAAUACAAACGUCGAUGAUCGUACUUUCAGUGAAGUAAUGUAUAGCGUUGGAAAUAAUUUGGGUGUCACUGGACGAACCCUCAAUGACAGAUUCACUUUCUAAAUAAGUGCUCUGCACUCUUACUGAACGUUAUGGAAGACUGCAGAUAAAAAAUAUUGAAGAAAAUAAACACUGAGAAUUUUUUUUCUCCACAAGAAAAUAAGUACUAAGAGCUGAAUAGCGCGCAUCUAUGUGCGUACAUGUAUAGAAAAUUUAUCGAAACGAAUUACUGAAAUCAUGAAACAAUCGUUUGAGUUUAAUACAGUGAGGCUGUAGUUUUUUCUUCGUGUAUAAACUGGACACCAUAAAUUUAGCGAUUUAAGAUUUGUCACUGUCAUCUUUGCUAAGAGUAAGAAAUUCGUUUUAGCUUUUAGGAUCAUUUCAUUUUGUGCGAUUUCAAGGAAAAUUGUAUCUUUCUUUUAUUAAGCUUAUGAUUAAGAACAUAUUACACUGGAGCAUUGAAUAAACAUUAUUCCGUAGAAUUUUAUCGGA
Fopius arisanus is the source of this 1865-nucleotide messenger RNA. Its product is annotated as serine/arginine repetitive matrix protein 2. The record is from RefSeq and is a predicted model, not a curated record. The transcript is spliced from 5 exons. The coding region runs from base 261 to 1436 and encodes 391 amino acids. Lineage: Eukaryota; Metazoa; Arthropoda; Insecta; Hymenoptera; Braconidae.